Messenger RNA from Lycium ferocissimum, 4011 nucleotides. Its product is annotated as formin-like protein 5. The coding region runs from base 1096 to 3963 and encodes 955 amino acids. Gene Ontology annotation, biological process: actin nucleation; actin cytoskeleton organization. Gene Ontology annotation, molecular function: actin filament binding. Lineage: Eukaryota; Viridiplantae; Streptophyta; Magnoliopsida; Solanales; Solanaceae. The record is from RefSeq and is a predicted model, not a curated record. The transcript has 7 exons.
AUUUUCCACGAAAGAAAAUUUCUCUGGUCAACUCACGCGCCUUUCCUUUCCUCACCCUUUACACAAUUAAUUGUAUUUACUAUUUUAGCUUCUUUUAGCUUGAUCUGAUAAAAACCCAACUACAAUAAUAUUUUCUUUGAUGACCAAUUCAUUGGAAUUUAGUAUUCUUGUUUUUGUUUUUUAGAAGCUAAGCUGCUUUCUUGAAUUGACUACUUCUUGAUUCUGUAAGUUGGUUUUUGUGUUAAAGCUUAGUUCUUUAGUUGGUUUUUGUGUUAAAGCUGAGUUCUUUUUUCUAUUUAUGGGUUUGAUGUCACUGUUUUGAGUUCUUGAAUGAAAAUCUGAGGUGGGUCAGUGAGAUUUUUGUUGGGAAGUUUGUGAUUUAGAUAUUUGCAAGGUGUUCUUCAAAAGAACUGAAUUGGGUUGGUGGUAAAUGCAGUAAAGACUUGACCUUUUGUGGAUUUUUCAGCUCUUUUGGUCUAUUGAUUUUGUCAGGUGUUUGAUGCUACUGUUUCUUGAGUUCUUUGCUUGAAAAUCUGAGGUGGGUCAGUGAGAUUUUUGUUGAUAAGUUUAUGAUUUGGAUAUUAUAGAGGUGUUCUUCAGAAAAAGUUGAAUUGGGUUGGUGGUAAAUGUAGUAAAGACUUGACCUUUUGUGGAAUUUUCAGCUCUUUUGGUUUAUUGGGUUCUACAGGUGCUUGAUGCCACUGUUUCUUGAAUUUUUUGCUUGAAAAUUUGAAGUGAGUCAAUUUAGAUUCUGGUUAAAGAUUUCGUGAUUUAGAUACCCGAAAGGUGUUCUUCGCAAAAGCUGAACUGAGUUGGUGUUAAAUACAGCAAAGCUUUGAUUCUUUGUGGGAUUUUCAGGAGGGUUGAGUACUCUUUGCUCUAGCGAGUCAGUAAGAUUUCUUGUUGAAGUUUAGUGAUUUUAGUAUCUGAAAGGUGUUCUUCGUAAAAACUGAAUUGGGUUGGUGAUAAAUACACCAAAGACUUGAUCUUUUGUGGAAUUGUCUGAAGGGGGUGAACACACUUUUGGUUAACUGGUGUUCUUGGGAGGUUUGUGGUAUGUUGAGUUAUUCAUGAUAAGCAUUGUCUGCUACGUUGAUGCUGAUUCAAGAAGAAAUGGGCGUGAGAGGAGUAGCCCGAUUAUUUGUUUUCAUCGUUGUGCUUUUUACUAUAGUGGCAGCAAAUCCUGAAAGCAAAUACUCAGAGGAAAAUUUACUGGCCAAUCAAAUCAGUUCUGUGGGAAUCAACCAGGAAUUGGCCGAAGAGUUAUGGUUGAACUGUAGGCUAGAGUUGAUACAUUCUAAUGAAGCUGUUGAAGAUCUUGAGUUUAGUGGGAGCCAUGGAAUCCUUUCUAACAGGAGAUCGUUAACUAAAACUAAAGAGAAACAAGUCAAUAUGGAAGCCCUUAUGGGUUGUUUAGUGAAGAAAAAUCUCCUGUUUCUUAUUUCUGGAGAGGAGAAGCAUUCACCGACAUGGUAUACCAGGUGCACGGACUUCCUCUUUUCCUGGUACGGCACACCUAGACGGCGCGAAUUACUUCAGGUUGGAGAUGCUGCUGCUUCUGCCCCUGCUCCUGCUCCAGCAACUUCUAUUUCUGAAACUCCUAAUUCUGCGCCACCUGCUCGUCCUCCUACAAAACCAUUUUUUCCUCGAGACUACAAUGAUUCAAGCAAAAGCUCUGCUCCUACUAGUGAUCAGUCUUCUACUAGUCAAAAAUCUACUUCGGAUGGUGAAUCAAAUAAGAGAAAAAGCAACACUAAGACAGUUUUGGUUGCAGUUCUUGUGACUGCUGCAGUUACAUUUAUUGUUGUUGCACUCUUUUUUAUAUGUUAUUGCAAGAUUUGUGGGGUUGGAUACAGAAAGGGGAAAAAUGACGAGAGGCCUCUUCUUAGCCUAAGCAUAAGCGACUAUUCUGUUGCUUCAUUACACGGUACUGCUGGCAAUCAUUCAGUCAGCGGUGAUUCCCACGAUAAAAUGGGUAAAAAUUACUACAUGGAGCCGAACGUUCUUAAUGGUUCUAAAAGUGAGAUCCCUUUGGGAACUGUUACUGGCAUUGCUGUGGCUGCAGCAGGGAAUUCUGCACAAGUACCUCCUGGAAGGAUGGGAAUGCAUGGCCAACCUCCGCUUAAGCCUCCCCCUGGUAGGGUGAAUCCUUUUGAAGAUCCUGCUAGUCCAGCCAAGGCAGCCAAUCUUGGCCCGCCAUCUGGCGGUCCACGUCCUCCUGCACCGGGUCCUCCACCUGGUAGGGUGAAUCCUUUUGAAGAUCCUGCUAGUCCAGCCCCUCCACCACCACCAGGGCCUCCUCCUGGUAGGGUGAAUCCUUUUGAAGAUCCUGUUAGUCCAGCCCCUCCACCACCACCUCCGCCUUCAUCAGGCGGUCCACGUCCUCCUGCACCAGGGCCUCCGCCUCCACCGCCCAUACCAAUUCGUGCAAAGGCUGGUCCUCGUCCGCCACCGCCUCCGGGCCCCGGUGUUACUCCGCCUCGUCCUCCUCCUACAGGGUUGAAGCCGCCUCGACCUUCGCCUCUUGGAUCAAAUGCAUCCGCUAGUGCGUCAACUGAGGGAUCAGGCACUGAUGGUUCUAAAACGAAGCUAAAGCCUUUCUUCUGGGAUAAGGUUCUAGCAAACCCUGACCAUUCAAUGGUUUGGCAUCAAAUCAAAUCAGGAUCUUUCCAAUUUGAUGAAGAUAUGAUAGAGAGUCUCUUUGGAUAUGCUCAUGCUGAUAAAGACAAGAAUGGUCAAAAGAAGGAUUCUGCGUUUCAAGAUGCUUCCAAACAAUAUAUUCAAAUUAUUGAUCAAAAGAAGGCACAGAAUUUAUCUAUUCUUCUUAAAGCCUUAAACGUGACAACUGAAGAAGUUUGUGAUGCCCUUAAAGAAGGAAAUGAGCUUCCUCCUGAACUUCUUCAAACUUUGCUUAAGAUGGCACCAACUACCGACGAAGAAUUGAAGUUGAGGCUCUACAAUGGGGAUCUCUCUAGGCUUGGGCCCGCGGACCGGUUCCUGAAAUUCUUGGUUGAUAUUCCAUUCGCCUUCAAGAGGCUAGAAUCCUUGCUUUUUAUGUGCAGUCUUCAGGAGGAGACAUCAACGGUUAAAGAAUCAUUUGUUACCUUGGAGGCUGCUUGCACGGAACUUCGGAAAAGCAGGCUGUUUCACAAGCUCCUUGAAGCUGUUUUGAAAACCGGAAACCGUAUGAAUGAUGGGACAUUUCGUGGCGGUGCUCAAGCGUUUAAACUCGACACGCUUCUGAAACUAUCUGAUGUAAAAGGUAUAGAUGGGAAAACUACGUUGUUGCAUUUUGUUGUUCAGGAGAUAAUCCGUUCAGAAGGUAUACGAGCUGCCCGUACGAGGGAUCGAGGGAGCGUGUCUAGCGUCAAGUCUGAUGAUCUACCCGAGGAUCAGUCUCAGGACGCGGAGGAGUAUUAUCGAAGUACCGGUCUACAGGUUGUUUCGGGUUUGAGUAGUGAACUCGAAAAUGUGAAAAAAGCUGCAAAUUUGGAUGCGGACGGCUUAACGAGCACGGUUUCCAAGCUUGUUCGUGCACUAAAAAAAUCACAGGAUUUCUUAAAUUCGGAAAUGAAGAACGUAAAUGAUGAAAACAGGUUUCACCAGACCCUAAAGAGUUUUGUGCAGAAUGCUGAGGUUGACAUCAUGUGGUUAUUCGAGGAAGAAAAAAGAAUUAUGGCUUUAGUUAAAAGCACGGGUGAUUAUUUCCACGGAAAUGCAGGGAAAGAUGAAGGUUUACGAUUGUUUGUCAUCGUUCGAGAUUUUCUGAUAAUUUUGGAUAAGGUAUGCAUAGAGGUAAAAAAUGCUCAGAAAAAGCUAAACAGCACGCCAAAGAAGGAGAAUUUGGCAAGUAAAACUUCAGAGUCCACCAAUACACCGUCUGCCGAUCUCCGGCAAAAGCUUUUUCCAGCUAUCAUGGAUAGGAGAAUUGAUGAUUCUAGUUCAGAUGAUGAUGCUCCUUAAGUUGGCGCAGGGAUCCGAUGGAACCAAGGAAGCUGGUCUAUAUUGGCU